AUGCCUCACCGAAUCUUUGGAGGAAACACUUCCCAACUUCACAACCACGCGCACCAUCUAUGUCAUUUUGCACUCGACGUCUUCCACUCCUCUACGCGGGAUCAUCUAACCGACAACCGUGCCAUACGUCUUUACCUCCGAGCAGGAGUACCGAGCCUCCACAGCAUGCCAGCCUACUUUGCAGACACGACAGAGAUGCAGGCCGAGGUCUUCCACCUGCAGUGUAAACUUGUCGACGGCAGCGGCUCCACAAGCUCGCCACGGAAAUCCAAAGCUGUCUCCCAGCGACCGUUUGACAUCCUUCCACAAUUCGUUUGGUCGCGCUUCGGCCUACCCGCAUCGCUUGCUGCUACUGCUGCUGCUGCUCAACCCCCGAAACGGGAGUCGACACCUCCCCGCCUCGGACGGAAAGAUGCUUUUGUUCGCCCAUACAAGCUCUUUGCUGCGUUACAUGCUCAACGGGUGUCCAAACUUGCUGGAGCUCAUGUUUGA
Messenger RNA from Pyricularia grisea, 492 nucleotides. RefSeq lists its product as uncharacterized. The record is from RefSeq and is a predicted model, not a curated record. Lineage: Eukaryota; Fungi; Ascomycota; Sordariomycetes; Magnaporthales; Pyriculariaceae. The coding region runs from base 1 to 492 and encodes 163 amino acids. The transcript has a single exon.